Actinia tenebrosa (Australian red waratah sea anemone) is the source of this 1617-nucleotide messenger RNA. RefSeq names its product cytochrome P450 1A1-like. The record is from RefSeq and is a predicted model, not a curated record. Gene Ontology annotation, biological process: progesterone metabolic process; hormone biosynthetic process. Lineage: Eukaryota; Metazoa; Cnidaria; Anthozoa; Actiniaria; Actiniidae. Gene Ontology annotation, molecular function: heme binding; steroid 17-alpha-monooxygenase activity; iron ion binding.
CUAGACUUCGCAACGAUGUAUUCUCCGCCAUUCAUGCAGUUCAAUCCAGAAUUACCAUACAGUUUUGAAACGCAGUUAUUUUUCUUGUUGGUUUCUUUCCUUUUAAUAAUCUUGAUUGCACACAAGCAUCUGCAAGAUCUUUCUAUCAGGUCACAGUACAGCCUACCUCCAGGACCAUGGGGACUGCCAAUUAUUGGGGCGGCAUUUCGCAUCGGGUCAGACAACUACAAGGACUUCCUCAAACUAAGCGAAGAGUACGGUGAUGUGUACAGCCUGUACAUUGGCAGCCGACUGGCUGUCGUGUUGAACGGGAGCGAAGCCAUUCAUGACGCGUUGGUCAAGAACUCCUUAGUGUUUGCUGGUCGGCCUGACUUGGUUACCAUGGAGAUGGCCGGACAAGGCGGAAGAGGUAUCUUAAAUGCAACAUACGGCAAGAAGUGGCAGAUAUUACGCAAAACGUCCUUCUCUGCCAUCCACAAGUACCUCACCACUAAAGAUGUCUUGUACGCUACUCUUAACAAAGGAAGACAUCACCUUAUCGAACAACUACACAACAACCAAGCCACACCAUACGAUGUCAUGUCAGCACUCAAGUCCACCACUGCUACAGUCAUACUUGGAGCUCUAUUCGGCGACGAUUACUGCAAACAAGACGUGGAUAAAAUCCUAGCUCUUUCAGACUCGUUCCGCGAGACCGUUGGAUGUGGUUUAGCUAUAGAUUUCAUGCCUUGGUUGAAGUAUUUUCCCAAUCCUCAACUUGAUCGCUUGAGUGGCAUCAUGGAUCAAGCAAAGAGCGUCAUCAGCAAAUUGUACUUUGAAAAUAAAUCCUCAUACAAAAGAGGAACCAUUCGUAAUCUCGCUGAUUCGUUGUUGGAAGGAGUCAACAAUCUCAAGGACAAGCAAAGACAAAAUCCAAUACUAGACUGCAACUCAAACCUGGUUGAAGGCGAAGGUCUCCCCACAGAUGACCUGGAUUCUAUCAUGGUUCUUGUCGAUCUUUUUGGAGCUGGCUUUGAUACCAGUUCCAUCACUCUUUACUUUGCCAUUGCGUACUUGGUCAAAUACCCUCAUGUACAAAGGAAGGCACAAGAAGAGCUUGAUCAAGUCAUUGGAAGACACAGGAUGCCUCGAGUAUCAGACCUUGACAAUUUGCACUACACUAACGCUUGUGUUUACGAGUUGUUGCGUAUCUGUGCUUUGGCGCCUUUGUCUGUGCCUCAUUCUACCACAUCUGAUGUCAUCUUUCGUGGCUACUUCAUCCCUAAAGGUACCGUAGUUUUCGUCAACCUGUGGUCCGUGCUACGAGAUCCAAAGCUAUGGAAAGACCCGGAUGUUUUUGAUCCUACCCGUUUCCUUGACGACAAAGGUCACGUGAUAUCCCCUAGRCGGUUACCCAAAUUCCUGCCAUUUUCUACCGGUCGUCGUGCUUGUGUUGGUAGAUCGCUAGCCGAGGUUGAACUGCCGUUUUUAUUGGCAAGUCUGGUUCACCAGUUCGAGUUUACAAGCGCUGAAUCUGGCGAGGAGAAGAAGAAGACGGUCAAGACAGAAAAUGGACUUACCUUGAAACCUGCGAAGUACGAAGUCAUUAUAAAAGUACGGUAAAUACUAUGAAUAACG